UGAUCUGACACCAGUUAUUCUUAAAACCAAAACAGAACUUAUAAAUGAGAGAAUCGGUUAUGAUCCCAAACCUAAACCUCAGCCAACACACAGGCCAAUAGUUAACUAAAAUCAUUAAAACUAGUGUGCUUUUUUGUGGACAGAAUGAAAUACAUUAAUACAUUUAGAAUUUAUUUAACUGCACAUGAACUUUCAAUCACACAUGUGAGGUACAGAAGUAAUGUAAGCUUUGUAAAACAGUUUUUAUCAAACACAAUUAAAAGUGACUCUGUAAAUUUUGUGUGUAAGGAUAAGCUUUGGUUGAAAAAACUGUAUUGUAGUUAUUUUAAGUCUUCUUAUUCCAAAUGUAGCCUGUCAAAAUCCAUACUGCAGAAACAGUUUAAUUCUACUGGUGCUGCUCAGUUUGCCAGCACAUUAAAAAAAAGGCACUUCAGUUCUUUCUCAGAUGAUCAUGAAUGGACAGAAGAAGAAGACUUGGUCACUGCCGACAAUGUUUUGAAUGAUGAAACAUACAAGAACUUCCUUAGGCAGUACUGCAAUAUUGCUGAUGUGGGACACAGGGUUUUCAUCCUUCAUAUAGCUAAGAAACAAAAAGGAAGUGAUGAUACUGAAAUCGUUGAGAACAGACUUGCAGAGAAUGUUGCUUUGGUCGAGUCCAUUCCAGGGUGGGCAGUUGUAGAAAAGGUCAUUGUGAGAACAAACAUCAAGCUGAAUGACUGGGACUUUUUGGAACACAAACACUUUGCUGAUGUGGCAUUGCGACUCCGACGCUGUCCUGGGAUUAGCGCCCUCUUUCUCACUGUCAAUGAGUUGUCAGCAGCACAAACUGUUGCCUUGCAAGCCAAACUGCAAAUGCCAGUAUUUAAUAGACCGUUCAUGAUGAUUCAGGCCUGCAAGGCAUAUGCCCGUUCCAAGGAGGCCCGAGUAGCCGUGGCCCUUGCUGAACUGCCGCACACAAAGUUCCAGUUCAGCAUUCAAAAUGGCAGAAUAGUGAACAACAUUCCUGGCGAGGCUUGGUUUCAUCAACGUGAAAAAAAGCUUCAACUCAUUCUUGCAUCUCUGAAGCGACAGAGGGAGAAGCUUAGACUUCAAAGGAAGCGUCACAAGAUCCCCACAGUGUCUGUGAUAGGAUAUACAAACUCAGGCAAGACCAGUCUAAUUAAGGCUCUGACAGGUGACCAGUCUCUGCAGCCUGAGGACCGUCUGUUUGCCACCCUUGAUGUCACUCUGCAUGCUGGCCGUCUGCCAAACAGCAUGGUGGUUUUGUACAUUGACACUAUGGGCUUCAUAUCAGACCUGCCGUCCAGACUACAAGAGGCAUUCUCUGCCACCCUGGAGGACAUUUCAUCUGCUGAUGCAGUAGUGCAUGUGACAGAUUGCAGUCACCCUGACUGUAUGCAACAGAAGACUGACGUUACCUCCCAAGUGUCGGCCAUAUUGUCCCCCUCCCAGCUCAACAGCAUCAUUCAUGUCUACAACAAAGUGGAUGUCAUUCACAGAACAAUGUCCCGUGACCAGUCAUGCCUGUAUGUGUCUGCAGUGACAGGGGAAGGUCUGGUGGAGCUACAAGAUCAGAUAGCCAGGCUUGUUAUACACAACACAGGGAUGCUGCAGAAGAAGAUCCGACUGCCCAUGAAAGGUCAACAUCUCAGUUGGUUGAGGAAGGAGGCUACUAUAGUGUCCACCGAGCUCGACUCCGAUCCGGAGAAUCUCAUUGUGAACGUGCACAUCAGCAAAGAAAACUUUUCCCGCUUUCAGGCCAAGUUUGCACGUCACCAUCACUCAGGAUGACAAUCAAUAGUAUCAACACUUCAAGAUUUACUUCUGAACUAUGGAAUGAGUCCACAUACAUUUUGCUCAAUCAUGCAAUAUUUAUAAAUCAGCCCAACUAGCUUAACUGGUGGUCCAUUUAUUUAAUACUUUUUGAAGUUGGUUUACUUUGAAUAGCAAACACAGUACUUAAAAUAUAUGCAUAUUUUAAGGCAUAAUUGUAUUAAUAUACUUGUAUUUUGGCAAAUAAAUUGUAAGCAGUUCUGAA
Messenger RNA from Dreissena polymorpha, 2038 nucleotides. Its product is annotated as putative GTP-binding protein 6. Gene Ontology annotation, molecular function: GTP binding; ribosome binding. The coding region runs from base 145 to 1791 and encodes 548 amino acids. Gene Ontology annotation, cellular component: cytoplasm. NCBI's taxonomy places the organism in Eukaryota, Metazoa, Mollusca, Bivalvia, Myida, Dreissenidae. The record is from RefSeq and is a predicted model, not a curated record. The transcript is spliced from 11 exons.